GCUUCUUUCAACAGCAACAACAGUGAGUCAGACACCUCGAUAGCUUGAUAGACAAAAUAGACGAACCAAUAAACCGCUUUAGACGCUUUCGUGUUUAUUAGCCAGUGUAUUUUAAACUCAAUACUGUCGUCUAGUUAGUUAUCCGAUUUAAUUUCAUAUUUACGGUGUUGUUGUUAUUAUUAUUCAACUAGCGGGCUGGUUCAGUUAGCAUUAGCCUAGCUAGCUAACAUCUCCGACCAUGAGUUCACUAAGCUGUUCUCCUUCUGAUAAAGAAGAGGUGGUCUGCUGGACGGAGAAAGAGGGUCUCGUCAAAGAGGAGGAGGAAGAGGAGGCUGUUACAAUACAAAAACAAGUAGAGGGUGAGGCUGUUACCGUGAAAGAAGAAGAGAAAGACGUUUCAGUGAAAGAGGAGGAGGAUGUUACAGUAAAAGAAGAGGAGGAAGAGAAAGAGGAGGAUUUCGUUUUUGGAGUGAAAGAGGAGGGGGAGAUGACUGUCACAUCCAAAAAGGAGGAGGAAGAAGACGAGGAAACUGGAUAUCUGGGCCCGGUUUCCCAAACGCAUCUUAAGGCAUCCAAUGAUUCUAAUGAUGAAUUUAGCCAUAAGAUGGUUUUGAGAAACCGUUCCCUGAUUAACACUAGAUCUCUAAAUCUGGACAGUUGCUGCUCUGAUGGAGAAGGAUGUGACUAUCGUGGAUCCUCUGGGGAGACUCAACAACCUCAUGAUGCAGAGCAGAGUCUCUCCACAUCAGAACAUCUCAAGAAACACCAGCAGACACCCACAGGAGAGAAAUCUAACCACUGCUCUGUCUGUGGGAAGAGUUACUCAAGAUCAGAUUCACUGAAAGCACACCAGAGAAUUCACACUGGAGAACAGAGAAUUCACACUGGAGAAAAAGCUUAUAGCUGUGAUCAAUGUGGGAAGAUUUUUGCUACAUCAAGCAAGCUGACUAUACACCAGAGAACACACACAGGAGAGAAAUCUUUCCACUGCUCAGACUGUGGGAAGACUUACUCAAGAUCAGAUUCACUGAAAGCACACCAGAGAAUUCACACUGGAGAGAAACUUUACAACUGCUCUGACUGUGGAAAGAGUUUUGUUAUAUCAGGAUAUUUAAAAUCACACCAGAGAAUACACACAGGAGAGAAACCGUAUAGCUGUGAUCAAUGUGACAAGAGUUUUAGUCACUCAAGCAUCCUGAUUGUACACCAGAGAACACACACAGGAGAGAAGCCUUAUAGCUGUGAUCAAUGUGGGAAGAGUUUUCCUAAAUCUAGCCAGCUGACUUCACACCAGAGAACACACACUGGAGAGAAACCUUAUAGCUGUGAUCAAUGUGGGAAGAGUUUUACUGACUCAAGCAAUCUGAAUCGACACCAGAGAACACACACAGGAGAGAAGCCUUAUAGCUGUGAUCAAUGUGGGAAGAGUUUUACUGAAUCUACUCAGCUGACUAAGCACCAGAGAAAACACACAGGGGAGGAAAUAUCAUCAUUGAUGAAACAGCAGAGGGAACACCCCCACAUCCACAUCGAUGGGACAGUAGUGGAGAGGCUAACAUCUCCGACCAUGAGUUCACUGAGCUACUCUCCUCCUGAUAAAGAAGAGGAGGUCUGCUGGACGGAGAAAGAGGGUCUGUGGCUGAAUGUUGUCGUAAAAGAGGAGAAGGAAGAGGACCAUGUCACUAUACAAAAACAAGUAGAUGCGGAGGCCACGGGAUCUCUAAAUCUGGACAGUUGCUGCUCUGAUGGAGAAGGAUGUGACUAUCGUGGAUCCUCUGGGGAGACUCAACAACCUCAUGAUGCAGAGCAGAGUCUCUCCACAUCAGAACAUCUCAAGAAACACCAGCAGACACCCACAGGAGAGAAAUCUAACCACUGCUCUGUCUGUGGGAAGAGUUACUUAAGAUCAGAUUCACUGAAAGCACACCAGAGAAUUCACACUGGAGAGAAUCCUUAUAGCUGUGAUCAAUGUGGGAAGAUUUUUGCUACAUCAAGCAAGCUGACUAUACACCAGAGAACACACACAGGAGAGAAAUCUUUCCACUGCUCAGACUGUGGGAAGACUUACUCAAGAUCAGAUUCACUGAAAGCACACCAGAGAAUUCACACUGGAGAGAAACUUUACAACUGCUCUGACUGUGGAAAGAGUUUUGUUAUAUCAGGAUAUUUAAAAUCACACCAGAGAAUACACACAGGAGAGAAACCGUAUAGCUGUGAUCAAUGUGACAAGAGUUUUAGUCACUCAAGCAUCCUGAUUGUACACCAGAGAACACACACAGGAGAGAAGCCUUAUAGCUGUGAUCAAUGUGGGAAGAGUUUUCCUAAAUCUAGCCAGCUGACUUCACACCAGAGAACACACACUGGAGAGAAACCUUAUAGCUGUGAUCAAUGUGGGAAGAGUUUUACUGACUCAAGCAAUCUGAAUCGACACCAGAGAACACACACAGGAGAGAAGCCUUAUAGCUGUGAUCAAUGUGGGAAGAGUUUUACUGAAUCUACUCAGCUGACUAAGCACCAGAGAAAACACACAGGGGAGGAAAUAUCAUCAUUGAUGUGACUGGAAAGAGUUUUGUUUUGUCAGGGCUUUUAUAAUCACACCAGACGAGACACACAGGAGAGAAGUCUCAUAGCCGAAAACAACAUGACAAAAGAUACUCUGAUAAAAUAUCUGAUUUAAACAUCAUUCAUGAAGGAGUUAAAUGCUUUUAACAUUGUAGUAGGAUUAUUCUAAUGAUGUCACAAUGUAGAAUGUUGUAACAUUGUAGUAGGAUUAUUCUAAUGAUGUCACAAUGUAGAACCCUAAACGUUUGUCCCUUGUUCUAAUUGAUUUCAGCAUGAUAUGAAUAUUAGCCUCAUCAGGGGGAAAAUCCAGGCUCUGAAAUGAAAGAGUACUAUUUAUUUGAUUAACAAAAAAAGAAAGUUGUGUUGCACUAUUUUAGUUUUUUUAAUCGUCUUAUGUUUUGCUGUGUAGUAAAUAUUUCAGUUUUUAUUUUCAUUGUUUUUAUUCGUCCAUGUCUGAAAUGUGCUAUAUAAAAAAUAAAGCUUGAUUUGAUUAAAACAAAAUGAAAACAAAACAAAUGGAUCAAAC
Messenger RNA from Oncorhynchus nerka (sockeye salmon), 3088 nucleotides. Its product is annotated as zinc finger protein 665-like. Gene Ontology annotation, biological process: regulation of transcription by RNA polymerase II. The coding region runs from base 239 to 2557 and encodes 772 amino acids. The record is from RefSeq and is a predicted model, not a curated record. The transcript has 7 exons. Gene Ontology annotation, molecular function: RNA polymerase II cis-regulatory region sequence-specific DNA binding; DNA-binding transcription factor activity, RNA polymerase II-specific. NCBI's taxonomy places the organism in Eukaryota, Metazoa, Chordata, Actinopteri, Salmoniformes, Salmonidae.